Molecule: messenger RNA, 2405 nt
Organism: Polyodon spathula (Mississippi paddlefish)
Lineage: Eukaryota; Metazoa; Chordata; Actinopteri; Acipenseriformes; Polyodontidae
Product: purine nucleoside phosphorylase-like
Exons: 6
Coding region: 83-976 (297 amino acids)
Biological process (GO): nucleoside metabolic process
Cellular component (GO): cytoplasm
Molecular function (GO): purine-nucleoside phosphorylase activity
Source: RefSeq, a predicted model, not a curated record
CCUCCAGAUCAAGCUGCCCUGUGCUCAGUUACCUUCAUUUUCAAACAAUCUAUUUGGCCCAGUCUGGCGUUCUACUUGAAUCAUGCACGCUAAAGAGAACCCAUGCUGCUGCUGCUCGUUUGAUGACUACAAGUGUACAGCUGAAUGGCUCCUCAACAAGACCAGGCACAGGCCUAAAAUUGCUGUUAUCUGUGGAUCUGGGUUGGGGCUUCUUGCUGAUUCAGUCACAAACAAGGAAACAUUUCGUUAUGAGGACAUUCCUAACUUUCCUGUGAGCACAGUGCCUGGGAAUGAAGGAUGUUUGGUGUUUGGGGAUUUGAAGGAAAAGUCAUGCAUCUUCAUGCAAAGCAGAUUCCACCUGUAUGAAGGAUAUUCACUUUGUAAGGUGACUUUCCCAGUGAGAAUAUUUAAGCUGUUGGGGGUAGAGACUAUAAUUGUUACAAAUGCUUCUGGGGGCCUGUGUGAGGACUUCAAAGCAGGAGACAUCAUGAUCAUUAAAGACCACAUCAACCUGCCUGGCUUUGCUGGCCAGCACCCACUAUGUGGUCCCAAUGAUGAAAGGUUUGGAAUCCGUUUCCCUUGCAUGUCUGAUGCUUACAAUAAAGACCUGCGGAAGCUUGCACUUGACAUCAGUGCACAACUUGGCUAUUCUGACUUUGUUCGAGAAGGCGUGUACUGCAUGGUCAGUGGACCAAACUUUGAGACCAUAGCUGAGGCCCGCAUGCUGCACAUCCUUGGAAGUGACUCUGUGGGGAUGAGCACUAUUCCAGAAGUCACUGUAGCGAAACACUGUGGUUUACGUGUGUUUGGACUUUCACUCAUCACCAACAAAAUAUCUCUGGACUACAGCAGGGAAGAGAAGGUCAACCACGAGGAAGUCCUUGAGAUGUGCAAGAUGAGGGCUGAAAUGUUGCAGAAUCUGCUCAACACCCUAAUAGCCAAAUGCAAUCAGGUUGCUGGUAUAAACAGCAACUAAAACCAUAGGGCUUGAAAGAAAUUCUCUUAAAUAUGUAGUGGCUACAAUUCACUGCAGCAAAGAUCUGCAAAUCAUCGCUAGACCAGUAAAACCUGAUAGGGGAAGACUCCUAUAUAAGUUGUUGCAUGAAGCUCUUAAUAUUGUCAUAAUUGGUCUAUACGAGGGAGUCCAUCAAAGGCUUUCCCCAAACACUUAAUCACAGCUAACAGAAUAGUUCCUUAAAUGUUCUCUGCCAUGAACAUCCACUCAUUGUAUGAGUUUCAAAUGUGCAAAUUUGUAUUUUCAUUUUAGAAUAUGAUACAGUAUCUGGUACUGGUCAAAGUUAAAGAAAUCUCUAUUUGAAAGCCAUGCUAUUUGAUUGUCUUGCACAUCCUCAGUAAUUUCACCUGGAAAAUGAAAUUAUUCCCACUGCUUCACUGACAUGAAAUGAACAAAGAAGUAGCAGGCCUGGGUGGCAAGGCAAGCAACUUGGAACUUUCUUUUACCUGGCGUAUGCAGUACCAGCUUUAACCUGGUGUAUGUAGUACCAGCUUUAACCUGGUGUAUGCAGUACCAGAUGUCUCGUUUAAAAUAAAAACACACGUUUACUUUCAAGACUGCACUGCCAAAUGUUAGUGCAAAAUGAGUAAGAUUUGGGGAAAUAUUUUGUUAGCUACAAUUAAAUGAAUAGCUCUUGCCAAUUGUGUUUUUUUUUUGCUAUCUUACUAAAAUAGGUUUCAUGUGUGGGGGUUAUGGGUCCAAAUGCCCUGCAGUAAAUUGUUGACUCACACUGUAAAUGCAUAAAUACAGUAUAUAACAGAAAAGCAGUAUUUAUACAUCAAGCCCAAUUCUGCAUGUGCUGGAAUUCAAGCAUGAGGUACUGUAGUUAAAAAAUGAUAUUGGAUAUGUCCUUUGGACAACCUGUUAACUGGUUGACUAGUUUUGCACAUUUAGAUUGCUCGCUACCUUAUUGAUUGACUAAAUAUGCACAUGUGGAAUGUUAGUUACUUGUUUGAUUUAUAAAGACAAAUAAAACCCACCAUAUAUAUUUUUUUUUUCUGUAACUAAAGCAUCAUUAAUCAUUAAUAACAACAUUAUUGUUGUAAGCCCUUAUUUCCACAACCCUUAUAAUCCCCCUUCACAGUGUCCUUUACUCCUACCCUCUAUUUCACCACUGUACUACCACUGAAUGGUAUAUUGCAACCAUCACCAGAAGUCAAGCUGACAUUGGAUGAAGGAGGGAACUCCCACAUUGAAUCAACAUAAGCAUACCUCUCUUUGUCUGUGCUGUGUUUUGAGUUUCCCUCCACUUCCCCAAACUCCACCUCAUUUCCAGCCUUGCUCAGGGCUUCCUCAAAUGUAAGCUGUCAACUAAUAUUUUGAGGCAGCACACAGUGCCUCUGAAAGUCAAGAUCAAGCUCCAAAUCUAAUUAAACACAAAUAAAUCACA